Messenger RNA from Nomascus leucogenys (northern white-cheeked gibbon), 1758 nucleotides. It is a transcript of the gene MRI1, whose product is annotated as methylthioribose-1-phosphate isomerase 1. NCBI's taxonomy places the organism in Eukaryota, Metazoa, Chordata, Mammalia, Primates, Hylobatidae. Gene Ontology annotation, molecular function: S-methyl-5-thioribose-1-phosphate isomerase activity. The record is from RefSeq and is a predicted model, not a curated record.
ACGGUCCCGCCUCCCUCAAGUGCGCGCGGACCCCCAGCUCCCCAUGAGUUGAGCUGGGCUUGGCUGCUGUACCAUGACUCUGGAGGCGAUCCGCUACUCGCGGGGCUCCCUGCAGAUCCUAGACCAGCUGCUACUGCCCCAGCAGAGCCGCUACGAGGCGGUGGGCUCGGUGCGCCAGGCCUGGGAGGCCAUCCGCGCCAUGAAGGUGCGGGGCGCCCCGGCCAUAGCCCUGGUGGGCUGUCUCAGCCUCGCCGUGGAGCUGCAGGCGGGCGCCGGGGGACCCGGACUCGCUGCGCUCGUGGCCUUCGUGCGCGACAAGCUGAGCUUUCUCGUCACCGCCCGGCCCACCGCUGUCAACAUGGCCCGCGCCGCCCGCGACCUGGCUGAUGCUGCAGCCCAGGAGGCCGAACGGGAGGGCGCUACGGAGGAGGCGGUCCGGGAGAGAGUGAUCCGCUGCGCUGAGGACAUGCUGGAGAAAGACCUCAGAGACAACCGAAGCAUUGGGGACCUAGGAGCCCGCCACCUCCUGGAGCGGGUGGCCCCCAGUGGUGGCAAGGUGACUGUGCUGACCCACUGUAACACCGGUGCUCUGGCCACCGCUGGCUACGGUACAGCCCUAGGUGUGAUCCGCUCACUGCACAGCCUGGGCCGCCUGAAGCACGCCUUCUGCACGGAGACCCGGCCCUACAACCAGGGAGCCCGGCUGACGGCCUUUGAGCUGGUCUAUGAGCAGAUCCCUGCCACCCUUAUCACCGACAGCAUGGUGGCUGCUGCCAUGGCCCAUAGGGGCGUGUCAGCUGUGGUCGUGGGAGCUGACCGCGUGGUUGCCAAUGGCGACACAGCCAACAAGGUGGGCACCUACCAGCUGGCCAUUGUCGCCAAGCACCACGGCAUUCCCUUCUAUGUGGCUGCCCCCAGCUCUUCAUGUGACCUCCGUCUGGAGACCGGCAAGGAGAUCAUUAUUGAAGAGCGACCAGGCCAGGAGCUGACCGAUGUUAAUGGGGUUCGGAUUGCGGCACCCGGGAUUGGAGUUUGGAAUCCUGCCUUCGAUGUCACCCCCCACGACCUCAUCACUGGCGGCAUCAUCACAGAACUGGGGGUCUUUGCCCCUGAGGAGCUCCGGGCAGCCCUAACCACCACCACCUCUUCCAGGGAUGGAACCCUAGAUGGAUGCCAGAUAUAACCAACUCAGCUCUCCCUAGCCUGCCUCUCUAGGUUUUUUAAUACAUUUCUUGAAUGGCUACCCAAAAGCUGACCUUCCUGUCCCUGACCACACUUGUUCCUAGUGCAGGGAGCUCAGACAGGGCCUUCCAUCUAGAGCCCAGCAUCUACAGCCAGGCUGCCCAGAUUCAAAUCCUGACUCCGCCACUUUUUCCACUGUAUGAUCUUGGGCAAGUCACUUCGCCUCUCUGUGCCUUGGUUUCCUCAUUUAUAAAAUGUGGGUAACAGGCCAGGCGCGAUGGCUCACAUCUGUAAUCCCAGCACUUUGGGAGGCCGAGGCAGGCGGAUCACGAGGUCAGAAGAUGGAGACCAUCCUGGCUAACACGAUGAAACCCCGUCUCUACUAAAAAUACAAAAAAUUAGCCGGGCAUGGUGGCGGGCGCCUGUAGUCCCAGCUGCUUGGGAGGCUGAGGCAGGAGAAUGGCGUGAGCCUGGGAGGUGGAGCUUGCAGUGAGCCGAGAUUGCGCCACUGUACUCCAGCCUGGGCAACAGAGCGAGACUCUGUCUCAAAAAAAAAUUCAUUAAUUAAUUAAUUAA